Messenger RNA from Chelonia mydas (Green sea turtle), 9324 nucleotides. RefSeq names its product actin binding LIM protein 1 (gene ABLIM1). Lineage: Eukaryota; Metazoa; Chordata; Testudines; Cheloniidae. The record is from RefSeq and is a predicted model, not a curated record. Gene Ontology annotation, molecular function: actin filament binding. Bases 429 to 2609 code for a protein of 726 amino acids. The transcript has 25 exons. Gene Ontology annotation, biological process: lamellipodium assembly; cytoskeleton organization; cilium assembly. Gene Ontology annotation, cellular component: stress fiber; actin cytoskeleton.
AGUGCUAUGCUGCUUGGCAAGGAGAAAUGGAAGGUGGUGUCAGUGACUAGAGAUUAGGGACGGUGGAAUUUUGCGUUUGUUACGCAGCAGCUGCGGCAGGUUGUUUCAGCACAAGGGGCAGAGUCCACACGCACGGAAUGAACUGGCACUAGUAACAGGAAAAGGGACAGAGCGGGAGAGAGCGAGGAGAUAGGAGGCACAAGAAGAAGAGACAGUGACAAGCAAUCAGACUGUAUCAGAUUGUGUGGAAAAUCUGACCAAGGAAAAGACGCCUCUGGAAUAAGCUGUCUCCUGCGGGCCCGCCCCCACCUUUUUUUUUUUUUUUUUUCCCCCCUAUCCCAGCCAAACAUUGCUGGAAGGAAAGUGUGCGUAUGUAAAUUACUUCAGUUAAUCCUUGCUGUCUCUGCUACAAAGAGGACUCAUUUGCCAUGGUGAAAGAAAAAGUGGCCCAUUCCCAAGAACCUCACCACUCCACUGAGAAGCCUGUCAUCCACUGCCAUAAAUGUGAGGAGCCAUGUAAAGGCGAAGUGCUCCGUGUCCAGUCCAAGCAUUUUCACAUCAAAUGCUUCACCUGCAAAGUGUGUGGCUGUGACCUGGCCCAAGGAGGUUUUUUCAUUAAGAACGGGGAAUACCUCUGCUCUGUGGAUUACCAGCGCAUGUAUGGAACCCGCUGCAAUGGCUGUGGGGAAUUCGUGGAAGGAGAAGUAGUGACAGCUCUGGGAAAAACCUACCAUCCGAACUGCUUUGCCUGCACUGUUUGCAAACGCCCGUUUCCACCAGGAGACCGGGUUACCUUCAAUGGAAGGGAUUGUCUCUGUCAAAUGUGUGCUCAGCCAAUGUCAUCCAGUCCAAAAGAGAUUUCCAGCUCAAGCAAUUGUGCUGGCUGUGGAAGAGAUAUAAAAAAUGGCCAAGCGCUACUAGCACUGGAUAAGCAAUGGCACCUGGGAUGCUUUAAGUGCAAGGCCUGUGGCAAGGUCCUGACUGGGGAAUACAUCAGCAAGGAUGGUGCUCCUUAUUGUGAAAAGGACUACCAGGUUCUCUUUGGGGUCAAAUGUGAAGCGUGUCACCAGUUCAUCACUGGGAAGGUCCUAGAGGCAGGUGACAAGCAUUAUCAUCCGAGCUGUGCACGAUGCAGCAGAUGCAACCAAAUGUUCACGGAAGGAGAAGAAAUGUACCUGCAAGGUUCCACUGUAUGGCAUCCCGACUGUAAGCAGUCCACUAAGGCAGAAGAUAAGCUACGGCUGUUCUCACCGCCUUGCAUAAUGAACUCAAUCAAAAAACUAAGGCAGCCUACAAGAACAUCAUCUGAAAGUAUUUAUUCCAGACCAGGUUCCAGUAUUCCUGGCUCACCAGGCCAUACUAUCUAUGCAAAAGUAGACAAUGAGAUCCUUGAUUACAAGGAUUUAGCAGCUAUUCCCAAAGUCAAGGCCAUUUAUGACAUUGAACGUCCAGACCUAAUUACUUAUGAACCAUUCUACACUUCCGCCUACGAGGAGAGACAGGAGAGACAGAGUCUUGGAGAGUCUCCAAGGACACUGUCUCCCACCCCGUCUGCAGAAGGUUAUCAGGAUGUUCGGGAUCGGAUGAUUCACAGGUCAACCAGUCAGGGCUCUAUUAGUUCUCCGGUGUAUAGUCGACACAGCUACACUCCCACGAUGUCACGCUCCCCUCAGCAUUUCCACAGACCUGCUUCAUUCUACAUAGGCAAUGAGCCGUCCAGCGGUCGGAACUCCCCUGUCCCUUAUCGGCCAGACAGCCGCCCUCUAACUCCAACUUACGUUCAGGCCCCUAAACAUUUCCAUGUUCCAGAUCAAGGCAUCAACAUUUACAGGAAACCACCGAUCUACAAACAACAUGAUGCAACUGCUUUGGCAGCACAGACCAAGUCCUCCGAGGAUAUCAUCAAGUCCUCCAAGUUCCCAGCAGCCCAUGCUCCAGCACCCAACGAGAUACCAAAGAUUGAGACAGACCACUGGCCAGGUCCUCCCUCACUUGCGGCUGUAGCAGGAGCCGACAUGAGACGCAGAUCAAGUGGCAGAGAGGAAGAAGAUGAAGAGCUACAGAGACGUCGGCAGCUACAGGAGGAGCAGCUUAUGAAGCUUAACUCUGGUCUGGGGCAAUUGAUACUGAAAGAAGAAAUGGAAAAGGAGACUCGCGAUAGACCAGCUCUUUCAGCCAGUCGUUACGAUUCUCCAGUUAAUUCAUCCUCACAUGCCUCGGCCUCCAAAACCUCCUCCCUCCCUGGCUAUGGAAGAAAUGGACUGCACAGGCCGGUGUCUACAGACUUCGGUCAGUACAAUAGUUAUGGGGAUGUGAGCAGUGGUGUUCGAGAUUUCCAGUCCCUCCCGGAUGGUCAUGUCCCCGGAAUGAGAAUGGACAGAGGAGUGUCUAUGCCUAACAUGUUGGAACCAAAGAUUUUUCCAUAUGAAAUGCUCAUGGUGACCAACAGAGGGCGAAAUAAAAUAUUACGGGAUGUAGACAGAACCCGGCUUGAGCGUCACUUAGCACCGGAAGUUUUUCAAGAAAUAUUUGGCAUGACAAUACAAGAGUUUGACAAGUUACCUCUUUGGAGACGCAACGACAUGAAGAAGAAAGCAAAACUCUUUUAAUUCACUCUACAUUUAUAGCCCUUUAAACAAAACAAAACAAAUUGCAUAGGAUAUUGUAUGAUAAAGUCCAAAUUCUCUUUGGAGAGCAACUUACUCAUCCACCAAAAAGGGAAAAUCUGACAAAGGCACCUGUAUUCAUAGCAAUUGGGCCAAGAUGAACAUUUGCCAAUGGGGUAAAAAUUUCUGUGUUCAGAAACUCGAUGGUAGUUUUCACAUGUGUAAACUUUUUACAUGUUGUAUACAUGAUAGGAAGCGGUUCUUUUCUUCUCCCUCAAUAAUAUUCCCUUUUUUUUUGUCCCGAAUAUGACGAACUUUAUUGCUAGAGCCAGGAAGUGCUCUUAGGAUGCCUAGUAGAAUGAAAGAAUUGUAAUCAUUUCAAGAAAUGAAUAUAUAUACAUAUAUUCUGUAGUAUACCCAUAUGGUAAAAUUAAUCCUUUUUGCACACCAUUUCUUAACUGGCACUGUUUUAAAAGGGCAUAUUCUUUCUGUUAUGAAAGAACGAGGUAGGCAGUUUGCUCUGUUCCGCUGCAUACCAACCAAAUUAUUGGAAAACAGAUUCCCUGCUUGUACUUGUACUACAUAUAUGCUAGGAUAUCAAUAGUGAAUUGCUGUGUAUGUUUUCAGAUCUUCCCUCCUCCAUACUUUCUGCUUUAAUUAACAUGGGCCUGGGCUUUACUAGUCAUUUAAGUAAAGGGAAUGGUGUAGGAGUGGCAGUUUUCUUGUUGUUUAGUCUGGGGAUUUAGGGUGGGUGGAGGGAAUGAAAGGGUUAAAAGGAAAUUCUUCUAAUGUAUGCUCCGGUGCACACCCACAGACUUUGGGCCAAAUUCCCUGCUACUGAAAAACGGCUCAGCUGCACUGAGUUGCACCAGCAGAGAAUUUUUUUCUGUGUGGGCAGACAUGCGAUUUAACCCCUUUUGGCAGAGGAAGGGAGGCUUCUGUGUGAAAUAGCCCUAUCUUGCACCAUGUUCUCCCAGUACAGUCUCAUUGGUUAAAUCACUGUUGCAGACAUUGAGGAUACUGCACAGUGUAUCAAGUUGAGCACUUCUUUUGUUGUUUGUUACCGUGUUUUCACUUAUGCUUUGAAAAGAGGGUUUGGAAUUUCUUUCAUGCUACAAAGAUGCAGCCUUGGGAUUUUGGUUUUUUGUUGUUUUUUUUCCUUUGUGCCUGGCAUGCUUUGUAGGAUGCAGGAAGUCAUGCAGGAUAGUUUUUUGAAUCGAGUUAUGUUUAUUAUUGUUUGCAUUCUUUUCCCACUGUGCUCCAGAGUGUGAGGAUUGUCUGUAUAUAACUUCACUGCUUGGAAGGCAGGUUGUAUUCACACGAGGACAUGAGGAACACAUUAACUUCCCCGAAUGAAUGUUUAGCUGCUGAAAGGUCAGCGUCUUCUCUACAUUGAUGCUGAACUGCCAAUGUAUCCCUCUCUUUUAUGAGUGUGCUAGUCUACAAAGGGAUGUCAAGAUUUUCCUUUUAGAUUUGAUAGUCCUCAUGGGAGACACCAGAGGCUUUUGUGUUUUCUGUUAAUGAGGACUAACACAUACACAUCAGGAGGAGGAGGUGGUUAGGUCUGUAAGGUCGUGUAGGAGUUGUGAGAUUCUGGAUCAUUGCAUUGAGUUCUGCACUUCUGCUCCAGCAGGACAGCAUGCUGUCCUAUAAUUAAUCUUCUCAGUGUGCAGAAUUAAGCAAAUCCUGCUUUCUGUUUGCAGUCCCAGAGAGGCCUGAUCCAACAGAACCAGUGCUGUUCCACUGAAGAGAUCUGGGCAGUGGGUUUAGUAUUUGGAGGACCUAUCCAGGGGAUCCAUACAUCCUGCAUGCUAAAGAGCACAGCCAGGGGAAAGAUAUGGUGCAGACCAGGGGAUGGGCUGGUGGAGGUGCUGUAAUUCCAGUGACUUCAGUGGGGUUACAACAAGGAUCAGUUCAGCAUGUUGUUUUGUUUCACGUUCCAGCACAAGCAUAAUAAACAUUUCCAGAUUACUAUUAACAAGUAAAUGGGAGUGGAAUAACUGAAAUGUGAAAUGCAAAUCCGGGUUACCAAUGAAACCAAACACAGCACACUGAAGGAGCAAACAUCUUAUGAUUAGGGCAUUUGCUAGGGUUGGGACUUACUGAAAUUUGCUAUUUGUUUCUUGCAGAUUAUGGCUCAAUUUCAAGAUGGAUAUUUUGGGUAUCAGUUUUUAAAAAAUCCCUGAAAUUGUUUAGGUCCCAACCCUGCAGAUGACUCCACAUGAACAUAGUGUGACAGAUGCUGGUGAGCAGUGAUUUCAAGGGUCAGCCUUAGUCUGCGUCUUUUUCGCAGUUCUAAUUUUCAGUUCAAAGGAUGCUUUCCUGCAUAGCACAGGAAAAGCUGCAUGCUUGCAGACCACAUUGUUCCCUCCAUCUCUAGAUUUAUUAAUAACCAUCUGCACAACAGACACGGGAACGUUAUCCGCGGAAAAGUUGAAAAACGGCAAAGUUUGAAUUUCAAAAUUUCUGAUCUGGUUGUUUUCAGUGCUUUAUUUUCAAAAACCCAAGCUAUGAAAAAUGACUUCAGGUUAGAUUGUAUCUAUUUCUUACCAGUUUCCAACCUAUUGUCACUAUCCCUGCUUAGAAAGAAACGAAAGAGAAGCCAAUUUAGAUGCUCCAGACAUGUUAGCAAAAUCCUGAAGAUGAGUAUAGACUAUGUAGAAGCUGGUGUCAUUGUUCUUUACAACCAUAGGUUUCUCCAUUACUAAGAAAUACAUGGAGACAUUCAGGAAAGUUAAGAUGAAUCAGAUAAAUGUGUGAAGUUAAAGUACAUUAAUUACAGAGGGUUACACCACUGUGUAAAUGCUGUCAUUCAAGACAAAAGUGAUGUUAGUUCACUGUCGCUAAAUUCUCCGCUACUGUGAAUUAAUGUUGCUUUACCUCACAACUUUAGUUAUUUCAUCUUAACUUUCCUGAAUGUCCCCGUGUACACAAACCCUAGGAGAUGCCAUGACUUUAAGGAUGACUGCUGCAGCCCUGGGGCCUGUUUUCUCCAGUGAGCAGCUAGUAAUUCUCACCACAGGUUUUUCUACCUUCCCAUCAGGCGGAGAAGGCAAGUAGCAGCCUUGUGAACAGAGACAUAGCCCCAGGGAGAGGCUCCUUAGUCAGUUUGUGAAUCAUUUCCCUAGUACCACUCCCGUAUUCUGUUGUUUUGGGACAUAUCUUCAAGAUGUAGUUAAAUUCCCCCUCCUUCUUCAACAUUCCCUGGAGAUAUGCUGCUGUUCAUGUAGGUUCCCAUUUGCAGAUACAAAUGCAUAUUUGGAGCAUGCAGUUACCUGAUUGCUGAUGUGUUCGCAUGUUCUGAGUAUACUAGUGCAUUGCCAUGAUUGGCCUGGGUGUAAAUCAGUGCAGAAUUUGGCCAUAGGCACUUCUUUUUGAAAAUGCUGCCCAUUACUUAUUGCCUUUCAUUCAGGUCUGCAGCACCCAUACCAGCAGUGAUGAGAUUGCUGAGGAAUGCUGUGUGUAGCUUAGCAAUAUUCACAAAAAGAAAAGGAGUACUUGUGGCACCUUAGAGACUAACCAAUUUAUUUGAGCAUAAGCUUUAGCUCACUUCAUCCGAUGAAGGAGCUGUAGCUCAUGAAAGCUUAUGCUCAAAUAAAUUUGUUAGUCUCUAAGGUGCCACAAGUACUCCUUUUCUUUUUGCGAAUACAGACUAACACGGCUGUUACUCUGAAACUUAGCAAUAUUCGUCAGUGUAGUUGGGAUCAAGUAAUAUGACUUACCGUUUUUGUCCCCUCUCCUGUCAACUAAGAGACAGAAAAAAGACACAAGAAUUUUUAUAUAAACCAGAAAGAAGGAAGACUUGGCCAGUCCAAUGUCCUUGCACUAUAUUGUAAGUGAACUCAUUUCCACUCAGGCUUGAAAAUCAGAAUAAUAGUGCAUUUAUCUUAAUAUGUGCAUUGUGUCUUCUCUGCAGAUUUAAGCCAGUAGCUGGAAGGAUAGAUUUGGAAGAUUUUAGACAUGUCUAACACUUUCAUCUUCCCGGUGAAACAUGAAACCAUUUUUUUCCCCUUUCAAAACUUGUUUGAGGAGCUUCAUUAAGUUAUUUUGUCUUCCUUAGUAGAUAACUUCAUGCUGGUGUCACUUAAAACAGAUUGGAGUGCUGUUAAGAGUUUGAAAAGAUUGUCUAACGACAAUACACAUUUGUUCUCAGUUUCUGGUUAGUAACUGCUCCUUCAAUAUGCUUUGUGGUAACUUGUAAACUCAGAUCAGCUUCCAUAUGCAAUGAAAAGAGUCAGCCUGGAAAAGUAAUGAGCGGGUUAUUGGUCUUACAAGGUGAAAGACUUAAUUUUGUGAUUCUGAUAAUUUCCUGGUGUUUCCUGUCAGGCAUGGACUGUCUUUUCUUUGACGUUUGCCUGUUUUAAACUUUUACUUGCUCUGAUGCUGAAGGUUUUGCCAUCCUUUCCCCAUUCAGAGGCACACCUUGGAAAGUUGUCUUCACCCAGAUGGUCCAAAAGUCCUAUCAUUUGGGGAGAGUCACUAAAUCUUUUUGGAAAGAUUUGUUAAGCUUGAAUUAGCUACCACCCUUUGAAGCCAAAUCCCUUUGAGAAGUAGUUGCCUCUCUCGAGAUGUUUAUGCUGUGGCCAGUUUUAAAAUUCAAGUUAAUCUUUACAAAGAGAAAAUUAUUUUCUUCUGUUAUGAAUAUGGCAGGGAUGCCUUGAGGUGGGCAGUGGGUCUGGCUCAGCUAGGGUCCUCCAGGGCUCCUCAGAAGUAAGCUUAAAGUACUUAAGAGGAAAUAAUUGCAGGUCAGCCAAGUGCUGCUCACUCUCAUGGAGUGAAGUCACUGGAGUCAUGGACAAAUGUAAAUCCGGAGUAAUAGGUGUAAAUCAGGAGUAAGUCUACUGAAGUCAAUGGAAAAAAGCUGGUGUAAAAGGUGACCACAGAAUCAGCCCCUAGAAAGAGAGGAGAGCACUCAGCACUGCCAAUGCUGUAUCCCAAAGACCUAAUACUGAGCGGUCCUGAGCACCUGUAGGUCCCAUUGACUUCAAUGGAAGUUGGGAGAACUCAGCCCUUAGAAGGGCUGGGUCUUAAGACAGAGGAGUAUGUAAUGAAUGAAAAACCUCCUCUUUCUCUCCAUCCCUUUCCCCUCUUUGAUAUCUAUUAACACCCUUUCAGGAUUCAGGUGUGGGGGUAGGGGCGGUUUGGUCUUUGUUUUGCUAUGACACACUCCACAUGUUGGACAUUACUUUAUAUCUAUUGAAAAGAACAGUCACAAGAAGAUUCGCCACCCACCCCCAUUGGCGGGAACAAGCAAAGCACCCAACCUGUCCUGGAGCCAUGGUCAUCUCUGUCCACCACACACACUUGGGUCCUGAUCCUGCAGUUAGCGCUCCCUUGAGCUGUCCCGGUGCCACUGCACUGUUCAUCCCCUCAGACUUCGUGGGGAAGCUCAGGCAAACAAGGGCAGCAGACACAUACUGGGGAGGGCUGGGGUAUGGUCUUAUGCUAUUGCAAUGUAUUGAGGAGCACAGAAAGUGCUACUGAGCUCUGUGAUGAGAGAACAAUGUGCCUUUCUCCUUUGGUAGGAAAACACCGCCAGUGGUUGGCUACAAGGCCCACAGUGGGUGGCAGCUGGUGUGGAUUUUGUCUUGUGAUUCCCUCCCCCACCUUGUGUGUCCCAUUUAAAUGAUAAGAAAACCAGUGUCGUGCACAGAUUUGGACGUUCCAGUUGAAAGCCCCCCUUGUCAGGCAUCAUCUCUGACUCCAGUAAGCAUAUUAAUUUAAAUGUAAGCACUGGUUCAGGAAGUGGGGAAAUAAUUGGCCAUCAGUGUUGUUGCCAUGAAUUACUUCAUUUCCCAAAGGGCUUCUCACAAGGAAAUGCAUUUAUGUUAAUUACUUCCUCAAAAUGUUCAUCCACAGAAGAGAAUAUUGAUCCUACAUGCUUUGUGAUUGAAACGGGCCUUACGUUUUGUUCUGGAGGCAAACAGGUGUUUCAGCUGUACAAUCUUGCAGAAUACAGUUAGUGUAUCAAACACAGCACUUUGGGCCAGAUUUUCAAAUGUAUUUAUGUGCCUAAUUCCUAAAGAUGCAGAGAGGAAUUGACAGUCACUGGGACUUAGGUGCCUAUAUGCGUCUUUUGGACCUGAUCCAAAGCCCGUUGAAAUCAAUGGAAAGACUCCCAUUGACUUCAGCCUACUUUGGAUCAGGCCCUUAUUCAGGUGGCUAGGCCAGAAAAAUAUCUAUCCCAGAAGCCAUUUCUUUGCAUAGUAAUGAGAUUUUUGCAUCAUUAAUGAAACUGUUCUGUGCAAGCAGUGUGACUGUGUGAGUUGCUAACAACCCUUGCAGUAAGGGGGCCUUAUAGAUGGUUAGGGUUUAAGUUUUGGGACAUAAAACUAACUUUAAAAGGAUAUUUUGUUUUAAGUUGAUAGGUUUUAGUGAUGGGGGUUUUGUUUUGUGUUAAGUUUCAUUUUGCUUUCUCCCCUCCCUUCAGAAACCUGACAAACCAGGCUUUUUUGAAAGAUUCCCUUUCUUUUUCAAUGGUUUGUGGGACAGCUCUAUUUCUGAGUCUUUCUGUAAAAGUGAAUUGGUGUUUGUCUAUACAGUGAGUCUGCUUGUUUGCGAAAUGAGAAGUUGACCGAGGUUGCUGUUCUGUACAUUUACUGAUCUUCUCUACUUUCAUAUUGCAAGCAACACAUAUUGCACUCCUAUGCCACUAUAAUCUGCAUCACUGUUGUACUCAGAUCAAGUCAAUGAAUAAAGUUUUGUGCUUUAUUCUUAA